AUUGGACAAGUUGGCUCGGUACAUUCUUAAGCACCAAUAGAACGAAAGGGGCGUGGUCAGUUGACACUACGGUAGCGCGUGGGUCGCUUCCCCCUCACAGCGGUAUCCGGAGCACGUCAGUUUAACGGACUGAAAUAUCUACAACCAUGUCUGAGGCAGCAUUUCAGAAAGCGGCAGAGGAGGUCAAGCAGCUGAAAGCGAAACCGACGGAUGCUGAGAUGUUGGAGAUUUAUGCUCUGUACAAACAGGCCACCGUAGGAGAUGUAAACACAGCUCGACCUGGCAUGUUAGACUUCACUGGCAAGGCCAAGUGGGACGCAUGGGAGGCAAAGAAAGGUAUCAGUAAAGAAGCUGCUGUGGAAGCGUACAUUGCUAAGGUGGAGGAGUUGAAAGGGAAGUACGGAAUCUAAUGAUGGGAAGCCGACCGUCACUGACCAGCCUGCCUUACCUUAACAUCUCCAGUUAAAUGCCUUAUGAUCUGCAUUGUGUCCCCCUCAAAGGGUGUUACACUUAAACUGUAAUAAGCACAAUCUGUUCUGUGUCAGAGAAUAAGCACAAUCCCCGCAGGCCAAGAGAACCGUCCUCAGGCAACCAUGUAGUGAAAAGAUCCAAUGAAUGCAAAUUUAUUCAAUGCCAUAAAAUCGUGUUUUUUAAAAAAACAAAAAAGUA
This is a messenger RNA of Misgurnus anguillicaudatus (oriental weatherfish), 669 nucleotides long. RefSeq names its product diazepam binding inhibitor (GABA receptor modulator, acyl-CoA binding protein) (gene dbi). Gene Ontology annotation, biological process: fatty acid metabolic process. The record is from RefSeq and is a predicted model, not a curated record. Lineage: Eukaryota; Metazoa; Chordata; Actinopteri; Cypriniformes; Cobitidae. Gene Ontology annotation, molecular function: fatty-acyl-CoA binding.